Drosophila albomicans is the source of this 1127-nucleotide messenger RNA. Its product is annotated as regucalcin. NCBI's taxonomy places the organism in Eukaryota, Metazoa, Arthropoda, Insecta, Diptera, Drosophilidae. The transcript is spliced from 3 exons. Gene Ontology annotation, biological process: L-ascorbic acid biosynthetic process. The record is from RefSeq and is a predicted model, not a curated record. The coding region runs from base 117 to 1028 and encodes 303 amino acids. Gene Ontology annotation, molecular function: calcium ion binding; gluconolactonase activity.
UAAAGAUUCCUAGCUGCCGGCAAAUACUUCAGUUCGCACACAUAGUUUGUACGCGCAGUGUCCUUAUUUGGUCCACAUUCUCUCUAUCUCAAUCUCUUACUCACAUAUCCUUGAAGAUGUCGUACAAAGUGGAGCCACUGCCCGACUCUUAUGCCGCCCUUGGCGAAGGUCCACACUGGGACGAGGCCCGUCAGAGUCUCUACUAUGUGGACUUGGAGGCUGGCGUCUUGUUGCGCUACGAUUACGCCCAGAACAAGAUCUAUCGCACCCAGAUCGAGGGUGAAUCCUUUGCCGGAUUUGUGCUGCCCAUCGCUGGCAACUCGCAGGAAUUCGCCGUUGGCUGCGAGCGUCGCACGGUCAUUGUGCAAUGGGAUGGUGUCUCACCCAAGGCUAAGGUGGUGCGCACUCUGUUCGAGGUGCAGCCGGAGUUUAAGGAGAAUCGCUUGAACGAUGCCAAGACCGAUCCUCAGGGUCGUUUCUUUGGCGGCACCAUGCGCUAUGUGGGCGAUGAAUUCGAGCAUCGUCAUGGCGAACUCUAUCGCUGGGUGGCCGGCGGUAAUGUGUCGCUGGUGAAGAGCGAUGUUGGCAUCUCGAACGGUCUGGCCUGGGAUGAGAAGGCUAAGAAAUUCUACUACAUUGAUACCACCGACUACGAGGUCAAGUCCUACGAUUACAACUUCGAGACUGGUGUCGCUAGCAAUCCCAAGGUGAUUUUCAAUUUGCGCAAAACCAGUCCCAAGGAUCAUUUGCUGCCCGAUGGCAUGACCAUUGACACCGAGGGUAACAUCUAUGUGGCCACCUUCAAUGGUGCCACCAUCUUCAAGGUGAACCCAAGCACUGGCAAAGUGUUGCUGGAGAUCAAGCUGCCCACUAAGCAGAUCACUUCGGUCGCCUUUGGAGGACCCAAUCUGGACAUUCUGUAUGUGACCACCGCGGCCAAGUUCGGUCAACCGGCUCCAGCUGGCACCACUUACAAGGUGACUGGCCUCAAUGCCAAGGGCUAUCCAGGCGUUGGUCUCAAGAUCUAAUCCACAUGAACAUCAUAUUAGUCUAUGUACUAUCUAUCUUUUUUUUUGUUUUGCUUUAUUCUACAACAGUGCAAUUAAAUAUUUACUCUAAAUACUGAA